This is a messenger RNA of Papilio polytes (common Mormon), 1162 nucleotides long. It is a transcript of the gene epsilonCOP, whose product is annotated as coatomer subunit epsilon. Gene Ontology annotation, molecular function: structural molecule activity; protein binding. The record is from RefSeq and is a predicted model, not a curated record. Gene Ontology annotation, cellular component: COPI vesicle coat. Lineage: Eukaryota; Metazoa; Arthropoda; Insecta; Lepidoptera; Papilionidae. Gene Ontology annotation, biological process: retrograde vesicle-mediated transport, Golgi to endoplasmic reticulum; intra-Golgi vesicle-mediated transport; endoplasmic reticulum to Golgi vesicle-mediated transport.
CGUCAAAAUGGCACGUCAGCAGCAAGAUGUUGAUGAAUUAUUCGAUGUUAAAAAUGCUUUUUAUAUUGGGAAUUAUCAACAAGCUAUAAACGAAGCGCAAAAUGUGACUCCUUCAUCACCUCUGGUGGCUCUCCAACGAGAUGCAUUCCUCUACCGCUCGUACAUUGCUCAGGGCAAUUUCCGCAUAGUGAUGCAGGAGUUGAAGUCAGCAGACCCCAUGCUGCUGCCAUUGAAGACACUUGUGGAAUAUCUCUCACCGGGGGCCAACAAGCCAGCAAUUGUUGCCGAUAUUGAUGCCAGGGUGGCGAAGGGCACAGAACUUAUCAAUGAUAUAUUCCUGCUGGUCGCCGCGACCAUAUACUACCAUGAGGAUAAUUAUGAAGCAGCUCUGAAAAUUUUGCAUGGAUCUGAAUCCUUGGAGCUGCGGGCGUUCACGCUGCAGUGCUUGUUGGCCAUGAACCGACCAGAUCUAGCCAAGAAGCAACUCAAACUGCUGCAGGAUAUAGAACCGCCGCACUGACACCAAGCUGACGACAACUGAAACACCAGUUAUAUAUGUAAUAGCAUUAUGUAGUUUGUCGAAAUAAGAUUGAUUAUAAUUUAUGGGUUGUGUAAAAUCAGAUGUGAAUCUUUUCGAUUUUCGAUUUUUAUUCUUUUAGAAGUUGAAAUCGAUAGAUUCAUAGUUAUGAUUGAAAAAACCCACUAUUUUCUCAAAUUAAUAAUGAUCUUCAGAACCAUUACAAAUAAUGACAGUAAAUAAUAAUUUACUACUACAGCCUAUGACCAACACUAGAAUUGUCCUUUUUGAAUAUCUUUGCGGUCAAAGUAACAGAUUCCUUUAAAAUUUUGUCUAUCAGAUUGUAAACGGAUAUUACGAAGCGUAGUAUUAAGAUUAAUUUCAGUAUUUGACUUUAAAACACUUUGCUUAAGAAGCGCCGCUUACAAUCUGACAAGUGUUAAAAAUUUUAUGUAAUUUGAAGUCGCUGUUACAUAUGUAAAUGUCGUUUCAGUAUACGUCUGAGUCAGUUAUCAUCCAUUGUUCACACAAAAUUCUUAAUUUUUAAUUCCUUCACGUAUGGAGCCUCACUUUACAUAUGUGGAAAUAAUGUUGAUUUAAAUUCCUUAUAAUGUUAAGAAAUAUCUAUUAAAUUUAUUAUAAUUA